AUGUCUGAUUACAGACAAGCGGUGCCCGCUCCAACAAUCUGGAGCCCCGGAUUCUCGGUCACAGAAGCAAGUUCCUGUCGAUCGUCACUCUUCUCGGUCCUCAACAUCGAGUUUUGGGGUUCCAUCGACAACGGGGCCUCGCCCGACUUUUCCAACCGACAGGCCAACAACAGUUACAAGACGGUCCGACUCAUCAGUGAGGAUUCGUCGUGGCUUUUUUCGAGGUGGUGUACCGGUAACCAAACCGAACUUUACAAUACCUUGGUGAGUUUUGUCAUUUCCUUUCUUCCCCCGGACCAUGCCGACGCGGUCCCGACCCCCGGGAACUCGGGUCGCCGGAUGGGCACGGCCAGGCAACGUCACCACAACCUCACCACCGUCAUGUCCAAGGCCCGGAACCUGACCGACGCCGAGAUAGGCACGAAGGUCCAGUGCCACGCGCCGGACUACUGCGGGGCCAUUACUGACUUUUGA
This is a messenger RNA of Exophiala oligosperma, 474 nucleotides long. RefSeq lists its product as uncharacterized. NCBI's taxonomy places the organism in Eukaryota, Fungi, Ascomycota, Eurotiomycetes, Chaetothyriales, Herpotrichiellaceae. The transcript is spliced from 2 exons. The coding region runs from base 1 to 474 and encodes 157 amino acids. The record is from RefSeq and is a predicted model, not a curated record.